AUGGGUUAUCGUGGUUAUCAUAUAGGCACACUCGGUGGCCUGGUUAUCGUGGGUUAUCAUGGUUAUCAUAUAGGCACACUCGGUGGCCUGGUUAUCGCACUCGGUGGCCUGGUUAUCGUGAGUUAUCAUGGUUAUCAUAUAGGCACUCGGUGGCCUGGUUAUCUCGGCGGCCUGGUUAUCGUGGGUUAUCAUGGUUAUCAUGGGGUAUCAUCUUUAUCCUGGGUUAUCAUAUGGGCAUUCAACAGCCCGGGUAUCAUGGUUAUUGGUAUCAUGGUUAUCAGUAUCAUGGUUAUCGAUAUCCCCAUUGUUUUGGCGUCGAUAUUGGCGGUUAUGGUUAUGAUUAUGUCCGUGACAUUGUUGACACCAUGGGUUAUGAUUAUAUCCAUGAUAUCAUUGAUACCACGGGGUUAUGGUUUUGAUUAUGAUUAUGGUCUUGUGAAAUCUGACCUCUGGAUCCACGGCAUUUUCAAUAUUGAUAUUGUUAUUGGCAUUGUUAUUGGGCAUCAUAGGCACUGGGGCCUGGCAUCAUAUAGGCACUGUGGCCUGGCAUCAUUAUCGGUAUUUCCUCAUCCUUCUGAGCAAUAA
Messenger RNA from Blastomyces dermatitidis ER-3, 585 nucleotides. RefSeq lists its product as uncharacterized. The record is from RefSeq and is a predicted model, not a curated record. The transcript is spliced from 3 exons. The coding region runs from base 1 to 585 and encodes 194 amino acids. NCBI's taxonomy places the organism in Eukaryota, Fungi, Ascomycota, Eurotiomycetes, Onygenales, Ajellomycetaceae.